Orussus abietinus is the source of this 948-nucleotide messenger RNA. RefSeq lists its product as uncharacterized. NCBI's taxonomy places the organism in Eukaryota, Metazoa, Arthropoda, Insecta, Hymenoptera, Orussidae. The record is from RefSeq and is a predicted model, not a curated record. The transcript has 6 exons. Bases 52 to 837 code for a protein of 261 amino acids.
AUUAGUCCAUGCAGUUGAAUUAAUCGUCAGUCCCGGAAUUUAAAAGAAAAGAUGAAGUGUGUGACGUUAAUGUUAGUCAGCCUACUGGUCGGAAUAGAAUGUCGCCUUCUCGUCCCAUCCUCGAUGGACGAUGCAAACAGGUACUGGAAUCCGAAAAUCUUACUGGGAGUGAAGGACAUUUUCUCGAGUUUGACGGAAUCCAGCGAUUCUUUUAUCCCGAUAAGUCUGGCCGACCCUGAAGUAACCGUUUCUGAUAAGAAAUCACAGGACGAGCUGAAAUCUUUUAUUCUGUCUCAAGGCAGAAAAUUGGAGAAACUUUUGUUGGAAUUUCUCGACAAGACUGACAGCCCAAGAGACUAUGUACGUGCGAGUCAGUGGGUGAAUCAACUUUGGGUGAUCUUGAAAGAACUGUCCAACACUAUCAGGAUUAAAUCAAAGCGACCUGAUUUGAGGAUCAAUGAAGUCGCCGACAUGCACGACAAGUCGGAAACCAUGAACUCUUUGGACGAUCUUCUGGAUUCUGUUGACAAACGCGAUAUCUACUAUCAGGACAACCAAGAUGAGAAGCAUGUAAAAUCGAGAUCCGAUGACUCUUCGGCAUCUACGAUUUUAUCUCACGGGAAGCAUGGCGACGAAGAAGACGCAAAAGCCACGAAAAAUGGCGCCGAACAUCUCGACGAAAUGCUGGUGGAAGUGCAAAAUCAACUCGGCCUCAUACGGAAAUAUUAUGGAAAACUUUGCAGAAGACAUCACGCCUUGCUAGCAUCUUCCAGCCUAUCUUCACGCAGCCAGGACUCCUCUUCCGUGAACCAACCGAAAAAAAUAUCCAUUUUGUAAUAUCCUUUUAAUAUCUCUCGAACGUAAAUCAUCGCGUAAACUUAUUCAACUAAUUACAUAAACGAAAAGAACGCGAAUAAGAAUUAGCAUUUAUACCACCGUGAAAAUAGG